AUGAAUUUGGUAUUAGAGAAGGCAGAUAAUAUUUUGAAUUCAGACUUCCUUAUUGAGUGUAUACGUAAGGUACAACUGCCCCUGCAGCUACUAUACUACGCUACAGAUUUGGUGUCAUGUACAAGUAUGUAUACAGAUAUUGAAAAGCAAGAUUAUCGCAAUAAAAUUCCAGAAGCACACGUCAUUAAGGACUUUCUGGACACUCUGGAAGAGAAAGGUUAUAAACUAACCACCGAUUCCAUGAUUUACGGGGGUUAUUACGAGGAAAUAACCAGAUACGAACAAAACAUGGCGAAUAUUGUACCACAAAAUUUGUUAAGUGGAUGUGAUUGGACCACAAAAGCAUGGACACCCGAUACGGCCUAUGCAUCUUCGUCCCACGAUUGUACAUAUUUUGAAACUGACGUGGAUAACGAAGAUUUCAACCACUUUAUAAGCGUGCUACAAAAUAUAACCAUUAAUACAUAG
This is a messenger RNA of Babesia microti strain RI, 468 nucleotides long. RefSeq lists its product as hypothetical. Lineage: Eukaryota; Apicomplexa; Aconoidasida; Piroplasmida; Babesiidae. The transcript has 3 exons. The record is from RefSeq and is a predicted model, not a curated record. Bases 1 to 468 code for a protein of 155 amino acids.